UUAUCAGAUCAUUGUUGUCUUCCACAGGCUCUCAACUUCACACACACACAGACACACAGAGAGAGAGAGAGGAGGAGGAGGAGAGGGAGAGAUGUUGUUUCAGGUAGGAGGGCAAGGGGACCGACCCACCUUCUUCGAGAUGGCGGCGGCUCAGCAGCUCCCUUCCAGUCUCAGAGCCGCCCUCACCUAUUCACUGGGCGUGUUGGCUUUACGAAGACCCUUCCUCCAUAAGGUUUUAGACUAUGAAGACGAGUUCUUUGCCUUCCUCAUGCUCAUUCUUGAAACUCACAGCUUACGCACUACAGAUGCUUCAUUUGCUGAAUCUUUAUAUGGCUUGCGAAGGAGAGCAGUUAACAUAAAAGUGAAAAAGGAUAAUACUCGUUCAGAUUCGGGUGACAGGAUUAGUCACUCGGGGUUGGAGAAGCACCAAAAAGUUCUCUCAGUUGCCUUUCUGGUUGUUUUGCCAUAUUUUAAGUCGAAAAUGCAUUCUAUAUAUAACAAAGAGAGGGAGGCUAGACUUCGAGCUAGUUUAUGGGGAGAUGGCGAUGAAAGAUAUGAUGAUGCUGACUAUCUUGAUGGAGGUAGUAGUUCUGUAGUUUCAACGAGCGGUUCAGAUGUCGGGGAAUCAGUGGGCGCAAUUUUGAAGAAAAAGAUUCAAAAGGUUAUUUGUGCUUGCUACCCAUGGCUACAUGCUGGAAAUGAAGGAUUGUCAUUUGCAUAUCAGCUGCUGUAUCUGCUGGAUGCUACCGGUUUCUAUUCACUUGGAUUACAUGCCCUUGGAAUUCAUGUUUGUCGAGCUACAGGGCAAGAACUGAUGGAUACUUCUUCUAAAAUUUCUAAGAUAAGAAGUCGUGAACGUGAAAGGCUCCGUGGCCCUCCUUGGUUGAAGGCAGUACAAGGAGCGUUGCUGAGCUGUACGUACACAGUUCUUGACUAUGCACAAACUGGUUUAAUUGCUGCAGUGUUCUUCUUUAAGAUGAUGGAAUGGUGGUACCAAUCUGCAGAGGAGAGAAUGUCGGCACCAACAGUGUAUCCUCCACCACCUCCUCCUCCUCCCCCAAAGAUUGCCAAAGAGGGAAUUCCACUGCCACCUGAUAGAGCAAUGUGCCCUUUGUGUUCGCAAAAGCGUGCAAAUCCAUCAGUACUUGCUGUUUCAGGAUUUGUAUUCUGUUAUGCUUGCAUAUUUAAAUAUGUUUCUCAGUAUAAACGAUGCCCAGUUACUCUACUGCCUGCGACAGUGGACCAGAUUAGGAGACUCUUUCAUGAUGUGUAGAUAUACAUAUUAGGGAUUGUUUAGGGAUACUUCAUUUGUCUAUUUCAUUAAGAAUGCAGUGAACAAGAUGACCUUGAAUGAGAUGCAGUUAUUAUAAGCAAGUCUGAGAAUCAUGUGCCCGGGAAAAUAAUGUUGAAGAGUUUGAUCUUUGUAUCGGUUUCAAACACCAGGAAGUCCGAUAAUCACGUGCCUGGGAAAAUAAUGUUGAAGAGUCUGAUCUUUGUAUCGGUUUCGAACACCAGGAAUGUACUGGCUUUCCCAUCUUUGUAAAAUGAUUUCAUUGCUUUAGUAAAGAAAGCUUGUUAGACAUAUUGUUGUGUAGACUCUCCUACCAUAUGACCCAAACAAAAGAAGAAAGAUUGUUGCACUA
Rhododendron vialii is the source of this 1643-nucleotide messenger RNA. Its product is annotated as peroxisome biogenesis protein 12. Gene Ontology annotation, cellular component: peroxisomal membrane; peroxisomal importomer complex. Gene Ontology annotation, biological process: protein monoubiquitination; protein import into peroxisome matrix. Lineage: Eukaryota; Viridiplantae; Streptophyta; Magnoliopsida; Ericales; Ericaceae. The transcript has 10 exons. Gene Ontology annotation, molecular function: ubiquitin-protein transferase activity; protein binding; zinc ion binding. Bases 92 to 1273 code for a protein of 393 amino acids. The record is from RefSeq and is a predicted model, not a curated record.